Messenger RNA from Mauremys reevesii (Reeves's turtle), 1514 nucleotides. Its product is annotated as acrosin-binding protein-like. NCBI's taxonomy places the organism in Eukaryota, Metazoa, Chordata, Testudines, Geoemydidae. Gene Ontology annotation, cellular component: acrosomal vesicle; nucleus. The transcript has 4 exons. The record is from RefSeq and is a predicted model, not a curated record. The coding region runs from base 106 to 1050 and encodes 314 amino acids.
ACAGCAACAGGAAAAAGGAACAAAGUGAGGGAAAGGCAAGGAACCCAGAACUCCCUCCAUGGUAUUUAACACCCCCCACCUCCACCCACAUAUAAUACAAGAAAGAUGAGAUGUCAGAUAGCAGCAUGGGCCUUCCUGAUUGUUUCUGUACUCUCAAGCUGGUGUUCUGCUGCCCACCUUCAGGAUGAGGGCCCAUUGCUAACUGGAACACCACUCUCAGAGCCAGAGUAUGAUCAGUUCUUCAAACCUCUUCGUGCCCCUUACCGAGCUAGUGCCACCUGCCUCAUUCGUGCCUUGUAUGGCUGCCAGAAUCCUUUGAUCCAGAGACUGGACCAAUACGAAAACCAUGGAGUCAUCCCUCAGGGACCUGUAUGCUCAGACCUGCCUGAAAUUCCCUUCUUCGCAGACUUUUGUACAUUUACCUUUUAUCGCUGUACUAUGAAAAAGUAUUUUGUUAAGAGGGUUAUAUGCCCGGAAGAGAUCCAAAGCAAGUCUGGUAGGAUACGAAUCUUCAACGAAGACGUCACUGCCAGUGGCAGACUUUUGCCCCCAACAAAGCCCUCUCCCGAGUCUUCCACCACCACCACAGGACCCCUACCUCCUUCUGGUACAGGAGCAACUGUUGUCAAGGAUAUCCUCCUACCAACUUCACCCCAAACCAACUCCCACACGAGAAUAUUCUUGAUCUUCUCUCAGAGCCUACCUAAACCACAGAGCAUACCAAAAAACUUCCCUGUCAACCAGAUCAGAGAAGAGGCUGAAAGUGGCCAGCAGCAAGAAGAGCUGUCCCGCCCCCAGGAGUCCCAUCUACCCACCAGCGACCUGGAAGACCUCUUUCUGCGGCUACAAGACCCCAAUGUGCAGCACUGGAUGCAGGCAAUGCAGGUGCUACUGGCCAAGCUGAAGCCAGCAGGAGAACAAGAGCUACAGGCUACUUCCCUGAAGCUGCUGAUGGCACUGAACCAUGCAGACAUACAGCAGGAGGCUAAGCCAACAGCAACAAAAACAGUUCAGGAGAGAGAAAAAGCAGCAAGGAAGGAGCAGCCAUGAAGCCAUGCUGGCUGGUUUAUAUAAAAGAAGAGUCCAGUGUGCAAGCUUCAGUCUAAGCUGACCUUUGAAAGGAAAGCAUCUUACAUAUGGGACUUCCCUGGAACCAUCAGUGUAAGGGAGGUGCUCAGGUUACUAAAUAUGUGAAGUUCUUUUAAGGUUUCCUGCGUUUCCCAUAGCCCAGGUGUGGGAAUGAAGAGGGAAUGCCUGGCUGUUUUUUGGGUUUGAAGAAGGAUCAGCUGAAAUGGGAUGAUCAAGGAUUCAACAGGAAGAAAGCUUCCCUUUGGAAACAAUAGGUCUAAGUGAAAGUUUCCCUCUUUCAUAUGAAUAAUUUUGCUAUUGUGUCAUUCUUUAAGAUGGCAGGUCUCCAUUCCCAGAAAGGAGGGGGAACGGUGGUGGAGAAAGUGACUCAUACUGCCUAUUUGGGUUUGUAUCCUGCCCCAAAAAUAAAGGCUGUUCUGCACAGA